CUAUCAGUUUAGUUUCUGGGGCUAAAGUUCAAAUUAGUGUAUGUAUGUUAACAGGCUUGUUUGUUAUCAUAUGAACUGAACACUCACAUUGCCUGGCAAGUACUUUCUGUGCUAGCUUUUAAAUUCCCAAUCAACCAUGCCUUCUGUCUUGACGGAUAUAUAGCGUUGCAGGUUAUUACACACGCUUACUUUUGUCAUUCACCGUGUACAGUAAUUUUGUUGGUGCCGCGUUCCUUAAUUUUGUGGCCUUUUAUGCAGUAAAUACUUCCAAUCAGUUGUUUUUGAUAGGGUUUUUUUCUCAUUUCUCGCUCCUGUUUUUUGUUGUACAUAGGUUUGUGUUCAGUUGAUGACGUGAGAAAUAAGGACUAAAGAAAUAUAUGUUCCAAGAUGAGGCAAUGAUGGAACUGGCAUAUUAGGUCUUUGGGGCCGUUCAAACUUCAAGGAUAAAAGUGCUGCUAAGAAAGACCAAUCUUCUUGUUCAGUUUUCGUGAGAAUUGAGUUGCCGAGUCGAUUCACUAUCCUUUUGAGAUACAGUUGACGGGAAUUCUUCAGUGCUAUCCAUUUUGACUCCUUCGAGGAAAAACGACGUCAGCAGUUUUAAGUCGUCGCUCCUAGCUUGGACACACUGAGGACAGUACAGGAGGGACGAGGUCCAAUCUUUCUGGUCUGAGUAACCUUGGGUCGAUUUUAUUCAGAGGAGUGUCCGGCAGGUCUUUGAGCCCGCCUCCUGUUGACCCCAGGGGGAGGGGUCAGACGGACAAAAGCUGUCUGAGCAGCAGAAGUGGACACCGGUCACUUCUUCCGUCAUCAUGAUGCUGAGCCUGGCCGACUGCUGUGAGCGAAUGAGGACCAAAGGCGUGUCCCGCUCCAUGGGUUUGGGAGCUCGUCCGCCCGGCUCACCCUCUGGUCUGAGUUCGUGCCCCACCAACAGCGGCGGCCUGUUCUCCUCCAACAAGACCGGAAACGGCCCCAUCAACGUCAACGGACUCCACGACAACAUCCCCGGUGGCCCCGGCAAUUGCUACAACAGCCACCCCGGCAACUCCAACAGCAGCAGUAGUAGCAAUAGUGCCACCACCAACAGCAGCAGCAGCAGCAAGAGUGUAUCAACAUCGGUAGUCCCGGCGGCGUCAUGCAGCGUCCUGUGCCCGCUGUGCCGGCAUGAGUGCAGCAGGAGCCAGAGACUGGAAGAUCACCUGGUCCGAGAACACAACGUGGCGCCAGACGGCGUGCAGCGGCUUAUGUGUAUGGUGGAGAUGCCUGCAGCAGCAGCAGCAGCAGCGGCGGCCGCAGCAGCAGCAACUACUACAACUACAACAAACGCCACCGCCAUGCCCACCACCACCUCCUCCUCCUCGUCCUCAUCGUCGUCAUCUGUGUCCCCACCCGCCUCGUCAUCGCCUCUACCGCCGUCGUCGUCUCUCCCCGCUGUGCCACUCCUCUCUGCCACAGCGUCUGCGGCGACCGCCUCCUCAUCCUCCCCUCUGACAACGUCGACCAUGUUGGAUACGGCGGCGUCUGCACCUUUAUCUACGUCGUCGUCGUCAUCACCGCCAGCGCCUGUAACGGCGAUGACGUCUGACGAGAGCUGUCAGUUGCCAGCCCCAGCCCCGAAGACAACGGCUUCAUCUCCAUCUCCCAAUUUAACAUCUCUCCCGCAUGCCGGUUCAGACGAGAAAACAGGUUCGUUGGCGAAUACAUCAUCAGCGCUACCAACUGCGGCAAACGCUGCUACAGCAGAAGCAAAAACAACAGCUACCCCUGCUGUACCCACAACGACAUUUAAUAAUGACACUAUGGACGUCAAGUCGUCUGGCAUCUCGUCGUCAGCAGCCGUGUGUGAAGAUUCUGACGAGAGAAAGGUAGACGAGUCCGUCACUCCUGAAGUCCGAGACCAGAACGGGUUGGACGUCAUUCCAAAAGCCAGGCCAUCCUCUUUUACAGGCUCGUCAGCUCCCAGGGAGGGGUUCUCCUUAUUACCGACAGUACCCACGACCACCACAGUUCCGUCGUCGUCUUCAUCUUCAUCUAACAACGGUGGACAGUUGACCACAAACUCCUCCCCUUUUACUUCAAUGCCCAGACUACUGAAAUCAGACAGCCGCACGGACAUAUCAAUGACUAGCAACGAGAGAAAAGAGAUUAACCUGGAGCUUUUGGAGGCAGAGCAUUCCAGUCUGUUGGCGAAAGACGGUACACUUCCGUGAGAUCCACACUCGCCGCUCCUCAGCAGGUCUUCUGAACCCCGAGGAGCUCCAGCUCUACAAGUUCAACUGUGGUCAGUGUACCUUCAGCUUCCGCAGCCUGGAGAGCCUGCAGCAACACACGCUGGUGCACCUGAUGCAGUCGGUGACCCGCUGCAGACUCUGCUCCACCACCGUCAGCUCAGUGGAACGCAUGAGACGCCACGUGGAGACUGCUCACGGAGACCUGAAUCCGGCCGAACUGAAAGGUCAGAUGAGUGUGAUUGAAGAAAAUGCUGGUCUUCUGUUUAGUAGUCCGGCAUUUGAGCAGUUCACCGUCAAGAUGCUGCUCGUGAAUGGAACGGAAAAAGCAGCUGCAAAGAAUGGGGUACUUGGUAAUGAGGAUGAAGAUGAGAUGACAAGCUCGGAUUUUUUUAAUGGUUUGAAGGAGAAUAUCCGGAAUGAAGAGGACAUGGAUGAGAGCGAUGGGAUGUCGGUAUCGUAUAAGGAGAAGCAAUUUCUCGAAGACUACAUGAACAGUCAUUCCAUGGCGGAGGAGCAUUACAGAGACAACAGUCGCAAAUUCAAGUGUCAUCGCUGUAGAGUGGCCUUCACAAACCCGCGCUAUCUGUACGCACACAACAAAACGGCACAGCACAGGCUGGGAGACAAGAUGGCGACCGACCCGAUGGAGAACUCCAGACCCUUUAGAUGUGAGUUUUGCAAAGAGUCUUUUGCACAGAAAAGCCUUCUGAUGGUUCACAAUAACUCUGCCUCUCACUUGCACAAACUGAAGCAGCAUGCACAGAUGAACGGAGAUUUGGCACCAUUUUGUUCACCAGUUUCAACAUCUUCAUCAUCCACUUCUUCACUGUCAUCGUUAUCUGCUGGCACACCAGGAUCUCACUCUGCUCCCCCUCCUUUAUCCUCCUCCCCUCAUGUGAACUCCACAUCCUCUGCUCCUCAAGUUAGCCCUAACGGUAGUUUAGAAGCAGAGAAUGGAGCCUGGGAACGUGAGGGAAAACACAAGCCCUACAAGUGUAAUGUAUGUAAAGUAGGCUAUAGCAAUGCCCCAAGUUUGGACAUUCACAUGCGCUCUGUGGCCCACAAAUCUAAAGCCAGCAAGCUGGUAGACCUGACACACCCUACAGCGAUGGACUUUGGCCAGUCACAGCUGGAGCAAGCAGAGGCCAAGGCAGUGGGCAAACAGCAGGCUCAACUCAUUGCUGACAUGAUCCACCAGCAGGCCACAGCUCAGGCGGCCUCCAACUCGGCCGCAUCAUUCUACAAUCUGCCUGGAAUGUCAAAUGUGAACACAAUGGCCCAGCUUUCUCUACUCCAAGGUUUGAUCCCAGGCUCUCACCUUCUGCCUCAGUCUGCUCAAAACGCUUUGGAAGCCAUGUCUAAUGCACAGUUAGAAACGUAUGAGGCUCUCCGCACCUUGGCAGUCAAUCAAGGUAAAGAUGUCCGCGAUGGCAGGGAAAGCUCAAAGUCUAAAGCAGAAUUUGGACCCCAACAUGGUGAUAGCAAGUGCGAAUCAACUAAGGAGAAGUUGAACAUGAAGAUCAAUGCUAAGCCUGAUCUGACUGAGAAAAUCAUCAAUAUGGUGAUCAAACAAGAUGGUAAAAUUGAGCCAGCAAGUGAGAUCAAAACUAAAAUGGUCAUGCCAGAUGACAGGAUGAUGAGCAAACUCUCUCCUGGACUUUGUAUGGAUGCCAAAGGAAGCAAAAAAGAGGAAGAGUUACCUCCCAACUUCCCUCACGCACCUGUACUUGCAAGACCUCGGGGGUUUAUGGGUAGAUUUAAACCCCAGCUGCACCGCAGUCUGUUGGAGAACUUUGGCUUUGAGUGUGUCAUGCACUAUAAUGAGGAGCACACUGGUAAAGCCAAGGAGCAGAAAGAGGAAACUACUGAAGAGAAUUCUCCUGAACAAGAAAAAGACAUAAAGAAUGAAGAGGAUUUAGAGGAAACUGAAGAGAAUACUGAGGGGAAAGAGCCAAUCCAAGAGAUAAAAGAAGAUGAAGAGGCUGAGAAAAAGGAAGAAGAAAACAAAGAAACUGAAGAAGAGAAAAGAGAUGAUAAUAAAGAAAAUAUUGACCUACCUGAGCUCAACAAGAUGAAAUGUCACUUUUGUAACAAGGACUUUUCAAAUGUUUGGGUUCUGAAAAACCACGAGGAAGAGAUCCACAAUAACUUCAUUUCCCCUGAAAUUAUCGAGGACUUUGGUAAAAAGUUCAAGGAAGAGUGGGAGAAAAAUUUGCCCAAACCCGUAGAGUGUGAAGCCCCUGUGACCCCAACCCAGCCCUCAUCCAACCCACCCACCCCAACUCCGGAAAAAACCCCUACUGCAAGUGAAAUGCCGCCGCCCCCUCCCCCUCCUUCCCAGCCCCAGAAUAUGAUGAACUUUGACAUGUCGCAGCUUCUGCCUCUCAUGGGCAUGAACCUGCUCCCCAUGCACCUGCCCAUGAACCUGGUGGGCCUAGGCCUCCAGAACUCCCUUAUGCCUUCUCUCAUGAUGCCCCCGGGCAUGGACCUUCCUCAGGGCUUCUUACCACAGAUGCCACCACCACCCCCUCAUAUGGUGGACGGAAACACACCUGUGUCCUCACAGCAGCACCUUCAGGCAGCUGCUGCAGCAGCCGCUGCCCAGCAGGCCCAGAAUCAGAAACGGGUCCGAACCCGGAUCAGCGAUGAUCAGCUCAAGGUGUUGCGUCAAUACUUUGAUAUCAACAACUCCCCCAGCGAGGAGCAGAUCAACAAGAUGUCUGAUCAAACUGGCCUGCCCCAGAAAGUCAUCAAACACUGGUUCCGGAACACUUUGUUUAAAGAACGCCAAAGGAACAAAGACUCCCCGUAUAACUUUAACAAUCCUCCAUCAACGUCCAUUGACCUUGAUGAGUAUGACAGGACUGGGAAGAUUCCAGAGGUGAAGAUUGAGCCAGAAGAAGAGGAAGAGAGCACAGCCCCUGCCAGAAGUGCUGCGCCAGAGCCAGAGAAGGAGGUCGUUGUCAUAAAGGAGGAAAAUGUCAGCAGUGCAGAGAAGGACAUGGAUCAAGAUGCUGAUUGUUUUGAGAGUCCACCUCUGAAGAUUGACUUGGCUCCCAAGUCUGAACCCACUGAAGAGCCGAAAAGGGAGCAGGACAGUCAUUCCAAUACCUCAUCACCAUCCAACAUGUCUUCCAUUCCAUCUACACCCACAGCGUCUGCCCCAGCCACUCCGACACCUAUGAUAACUACUAAUCCCAUGACAUCAAAUCCUCUCACCUUUUCUUUGGAUGCUUAUGCUGCAAACAUGGCUCGCCUGGAAGCAGCAACAUUUCAAAGCAUGGGCAAGAGGGCCAAUCGCACUCGCUUUACUGACUUUCAGAUUAAAACCCUUCAGGAAUACUUUGAGAGAAAUGCGUACCCCAAAGAUGAUGAGCUGGAACAUUUGUCAAAGAUGCUGGGCCUGAGUGCAAGAGUGAUUGUUGUGUGGUUUCAGAAUGCCCGCCAGAAAGCACGAAAAAUCUAUGAGAACCAGCCUGUGAAUGAAAUUGCCAAAGAUCCUGCUGUCCCUUUCCAACGUACUCCGGGGCUGAACUACCAGUGCAAGAAGUGUAACUCUGUGUUUCAGAGAUACUAUGAGCUCAUCAAACACCAGAAAAACUCGUGUUUUGGAGAGUCGAAUAAUAACAAACCUAUUUCAUCUAUGACUGAGGACGACAGCAGCAACAUCAGCUACAAUUCUAAUGAGGACUCCAAUUUCUCGGAUCGUCACAUACCCUCUUCAGCCACACCAGUCAGGGAGAGAGAGUUGAUGCCCAGAGCUCUGGCAGUUGAGACCACGUCUAUCAGCACAACUCCAGCCAAGCCAGUACUAUCUGCAAGUGCUGUGAACACUUCUUCCUCAUCCCCAUCCACACCUUCAUCCUCCUCCUCAUCAUCCAACCCACCAUUCAAGUGCGACAAGUGUACCCUGACGUUCCCCCGAUUUGACAUGUGGCAAGACCACCAAAAAGCUCACAGUGUGGCACCUGCAAUGUUCACACCAUUCUCCUCCAGCAGUGCAUUUGGCAUGCUGCAGACACUGGCCCAUCAGGAGGACAGUAAAGCUGUUUUUGCCAUGGCUGCCAUGUCCACACCCAGCUCUAUGCAUCCUACCAUGGUGACCACACCCAUUCCGGCUGCCCACCAGCCCCCGGCGAUGACAACCCUGCCGACUUCUGUCAUGUCAACCUCUCCGUCGCCAGCCACCACUAAGAGGAAAACAGACUCGGAGGAUGAGAGCGGCGAACAGCCACGAGACAAGAGGUUGAGGACCACUAUUCUACCAGAGCAGCUGGACUAUCUGUACCAGCAGUACCAGAUUGACUGCAAUCCCAGCAGAAAACAGCUGGAGCACAUUGCCUCCACUGUCAAUCUGAAGAAGAGGGUGGUUCAGGUUUGGUUCCAGAACACUCGUGCCAGAGAACGUAAAGGUCAUUACCGUGCCCACCAACAACUUAUCAACAAGAGAUGUCCAUUCUGCCGAGCACUGUUUCGCGCCAAGUCUGCACUUGAGUCUCAUCUGGCAACCAAACACCCAGAGGAGAUGGCUAAGGGGGAUAUCAAUGUUGACCUCAUUCCAGAUGCGAUGAUCGAACCCCCUUCGUCCAGCCAUGCUCCCUCUUUACCGGCAUCCAGCAGUGGGCUGACUUCGACACACAACACACCGGACAUCAGCAAGCUGUUACCUCCCGGGGCUGCGGCCAGCAUGCCCAACUACAUGUCCUUCAUGUCAGCGGCAGCUGGAGGUCUCAGUUUGCCCUUCCCCGCACCUACGGCUGACCUUCUAUCCCAUCCAUCCUUUGAGGAUCCAUUCUUCAAAAAGUACAUGAGUGAACUGGCGGGUACGAUGACCUCGCGUCCAGAGUCCGUGGCCCCUCCUCUCCCCCACAGCAUGCCCCGACAUUCGGCUUCUCCCUCCAUCUCGGCCCACUCCACCCCCAAACCCAGCCACCACUCCAGCCCAGCACCCCUCAACUUUGCUACCACAUCUCCACGGCCACUGGAUGCACACAAAGUGAAAACAUCCACCCCAAUUCCCCCACCAGCAAGUGAAGACGCACCCUUAGACCUGAGCAAACCUGUUCGCUCUGCACAUCCUGAGCCCAGUCGCACAGAACAAGUUCCCAGGAGCUUUGCUCUACACCACAGCUCUGGCCAAGAACAAAGCGACCGCUCUCUUGAGUUGGACUACCUCCGGCGGCUCAACAGCAUGGACGACUCAUUCUCAGAGACACAGUCGGAGACAGCGGAUCACGAGUAUCUCAAUGAGGUGAACAACAGUCCUCCAUCGCCCAACCGUAGCAGCAGCAGCAGCAACCCCCCUCAGAACCACCGGAGUGGAAACACGCCUGGCUCAAGUACCAAACGAUAUCGGACGCAGAUGUCUGCAACUCAGGUGAAGGUGAUGAAGCAUCUGUUCAUGGACUACAAGACCCCCACAAUGGCAGAGUGUGAGCUGCUUGGACAGGAAAUAGGCUUGGCCAAGCGCGUGGUUCAGGUCUGGUUCCAGAAUGCUCGAGCCAAGGAGAAGAAGGCAAAACUGUCCUCAGGCAAACCUUUUAAUGCGGAGCUUGACUUCCCAAAGUCUCCGGAAGAGUGCAGUCUUUGUGGCUACAAGUACACUCACAAAGUCACGGUGCAGGACCACAUAUUCACCAAGGCACACAUCGACAAGGUGAAAAACUUUCUCAGUGCCGAUGGUGAGCGUGACCUUGACCUGUCCGGGGGCAGUCUGCCCAGUCAGUCUUCGGCCGAGACUGAGCGAGCCCGCAAGAUGUGGGAUGAAUCUGGCACCCACCUUGCCCAGCUACAGGCAAUGGGCAUCAGCCCAUCGGCCAUCGGCUUUCCUCCAUUGCCAUCUGGUGAGAGCAGCAAGGCUCAUGAGAAGUCUGAGUCUCCUAAAAAAGAUAAAAAGCCAGCUGAAGCUGGAUCAUCAAAAGAGCAGCAACAGGUUGCCAUGGAGAUGGCAAUGAGCGCUCAGAUGAUGUCAGCCCUUGGUGGCUACAUGCCCGGCCUUGACCCCAGUUACCUUUCAUACAUGUACGGUGGACUGCCCGGCUAUUUCCCAGCUAUGGGAGUUCCAAUGGUUCAGCCAGGCCUGCUUUCUGGUGCAGAGCACAUGAUGGGUUAUGACCCCUUGGCUUAUGGAACGCCACUGGCCCUUCUUCAGAUUCCCAGCGCAGCCAUCAAGUCUGUGAGUGACAAACUGUCGGAAGCUGGGGCUGUCCUUGCCCGCUACACUCAGGACUGCCAGGCACUUGCUGACCUGCACAGUGUUGUGACUGCAGCUGACCUCACCGUUGCUGCGGAAGCAACCUUAGACGUUGGCUACAUCUGCAAGACGUGCCAGAUCGUGUACCCAGCCCGUGAGUCAUGCAUUGCUCACCAACGCACAGUAUGCGGGACUGGCCAGACUAAUCGGCCAAAGGGAUUUGAACCUAUCAUGAAGUUAGAGCAAGUCCAGUAUGAGUGCAGAGCCUGCAACGACCGCUUCUCCACCAUCCUUGAGUUCAAAGGUCAUUGCCAGCAAGAAGCCCACAAAACACGGCUUGCCAAGUUCAAGGCCAAAGAAGCAGCAAGGAGAGAGGCAGCUGGAUCUCCAAGCUCCUCGUCACCAUAUUCUUCAUCCAGCAAGAUCAUCUCUCCGUCUGCAUCCUACACAUCCUCCAAACAGCUGUCUACCCCGCCAUCAAACAACAACAAUAACAACAACAGCAACAACCGAAACAACAACAGCCCCGGGUUGGCACACACUUCCAAGCCCCCCAUGGCUCCCAGCCCCGCCCACCAGUUCAGCCGAUCGUCCACCGGGUCAUCGGUAAUCAUGAGUUCUUCUUCUCCAAUGUUUAGGGACCCAACCAGUGCCCAUUCUAUGGCUUUUACUGAAAUGCCUGAAAUGAAACGACUCAAAGCUGAUUAAGGAAAAUACCUGAGCUCAAGAAUUCCAAACAGUCCAAGAGAACCAUUAAUUAGAUGAAGUGGAAAAAAAUUUGCUUAAUAGCAAAGACCCCACAUGCAUUGCAAAAAACUGUUGGAUAAACAGUAGAGAUGACGCAGAGACACUAGCAUUUCUUGGAACUUGUAAAGAAAAUUUCCACAGCUGGCUCGCAGGUGCAGCGAUUCAGAAACUUUCAACUUGUAUGUGUGUGCAGUUGAAUUUGUGAAACAAUUGAAGAGGGUAUUUCAGAGUGAAUAAGUUGACAUGAUACACAUUUAUUUUUUGCAAUGUGCUUUGAUAGUCGAUUGAUAUCUGGGUUACUAAAAGAAUUUAUCAAUGCAUGACUAAUGGAAGGUCAGUUUGUGACAUGUGUGGAGCAUUCUACAUGCUUGUCAUGAUUAGUAUAUACAUGUAAUGUAAUCACUAUUCAGCUUUUUUUUUUCUCUGAAUUCUGUAAUUGUUUCUAAGAUCUGAGAGUGUUGUGAAGCACAUUGACUUUAUAAAAAGUAUGAGAGAAAAACUUGUUGAUACUCUUUCCAGAUGCAUCAUUCAAGAAUGCAUUUCUAAUGCCACAUUUCUUUGUAAUGUCACUCAGUGAUUUCACUUUUUGCAUCAGCAUUGUAUCUUAUCACUUUUGUGUUCAAUGACUUCAACACUGAGAUGAAGCUUUAUGAACUGAAUGAGAAAUAUGUCGAAGUUGGAGUGUGGUGGCUGUCGUCAUGAUAAUUACGCAAGCUUUCAGUACAUCCUUGCCAUUAACUGAACUAGACUUGUUUCCUGUCUUGCUCGUAGUUAAAGAUCAGUUUGUCUUUCCAGUGUUCACCUUCAUAUGGUCAUUGAUUGCUUACAUGGUCGGUUCACCAUUUGCAUGCUUCUGCGACAGAUCACUCUGGGUGUACAUUGUGAUUACAGUGCAUGUAGAUUACAGUCCUCAUUUUGAAAUUCUUUGAUUUGAAUCGCAGAGAAUUUGUAAGGAGAGGUUAUGAAUAAGGACGAGUCUUUUUGCAUGUUGUUUUUUUUUGUAAAUGACAUUUAUGUAAAUAUAAUGUAAUGCUCUGUGAGGGUCAAUAGAUGUAGGAAACAGGGUUUUAUUUACUUACAUUUGUUUAUUCACAUGUCUGCUUAAUUACAUUUAAUUUUGUGUGUCAGUUAUAUGAAUUCAAAUUUUCUGAGCACUUUGUCAGAUUAUUUUUUUCGGUGUACAUACGGCAGAUUUCUCUGCUGAUUUUCUAUAUAUUUUAGCUAAGCAGAACUUUUGUGUUCAUAAGUGUGAAUGACAGGAAGUUUUGUUGGAUGAGCUUGACACAAUUUGAAGUUCAAGCCGAAGUGGCAUUGGCUUCAAUUAACUAUUGUCUCUUUUUUCAAAUAUUUACUAAUGCAAGUUAAUUAUUUGAAUGUUUCUUUCUUUAUUGCACCUUUACAUAUCAUGGACCAGCCAUGCUACCUGUAGAGAAAAUGUAUUCCUUUAUGUUACUUUUACUGUGUAGCAACAUCUUUAUUAUAAUCGUAUUCAUUUUUUUCUGCAAAUUUGUAAUUCUGUCAUUUUCUGCUGUCAACUCAUGUUUGUAAAGUGAUCAUUUUUGUAGAUGGUACCCAAACAAUCAUUGAAGGACAAUGUAAUGUAUAAUGGCAAAUGGGAGAUUUCAGCUGUAAGGCACAGCACGUCAUAAGGUUACUACGGCACUGCAUUAAUAUGUUGCUGCCCUUUUCCUUACUAAAUAGAGUUGUUUUUAUCAUGGUAAUGUGCAAAAUCUGGUGGGGCAUAAUUUUGAUUGUCAUAACUUGUAUGAAAUGGCGCUGUAGCCUCAAGGACUGUUAGCAAAUGACUAACAAAUAGAAAGAAAGCUUUUUGCACAGUUUCCAAGCACCUUCAAAUGUUACUUACUCUAUGAAAAGAGCUUUAAGUAAAGAUUGAACUCGUCAGUAAAGCUGACCCAAAUUGUUCCCUAACUGUAAUGCACUUUCUUGGUUUGUGUUUUCUAGAACUCAAUUGGCUACCGUUUCGUAGUAAAGUGUCUAUUGAUUAUUUUCGUAUGAAUUUGUUUCUGCCACUAAAUACAUCUGAAGAUGUAAAACAACUUUCAGGGUGUGCACAUGGCUCAACUUUUUAUGGUCUAACGUCGUGCUGUGACCUCAUCUAAGUUUGAAAUUUGCUGAAGACUUUGAUGACUCUUGGUUCUCAAGUAUUUAAGAUUUUGCUGUCAAAUGAGGUCACUGCUCACACAUGCAGGAUAUUGACUUUGAUAAUGUCCCAUAGUGUGCUCACCUGCCAUGCAGACUUUUUUCUUUUUCUUGUUGACUUUGCUAGAGCUUAAUGAUACAUCGAUCUUACUUUGGUGCCAUGUUCUCUGUGUUUCAGCUGUCUCCUGAGGGGUAUUUUCCUGGAUCAAUUUACUGAUUUUCUGUUAACGAUUUUGUUGUACAUGUACAAUGUUUGAUGUGUGACAUCCAGGUUAUAAUUUCAAAUGUUCUUAAAGGGAUAAAAGAAAUAGGAUUUUAAUGAAUAUCUUUGGUUGAGAUGUAACUCAUGCAGUAGGUAAAAGGGGAAUUUUUUUAUUCUGCCAUAGCAGAUAGUUUUUACUUUGUUACAGGCUCGAUAUUUUCAGGACAUGAAGUUAUUAUUUAAAUAUAUAUCCAGUUUGAUAUGUUGGGCAUCAUCAUUGGCAGCAGAAUAGUGACAUCUAAAAGAGUUAAGUCAUGAACAAUAUUAUUUAUAUUUCUUUCGUUGUUGUUGUGGGUGGGGUUUUUUUUUAUCAUUGUCACUGCUCAUUAUGCUUGUGAAACAUUGAAACUUGGAAGGAAGUGUAUAGAUCUGAAGAUUUUUUGUUGUUGAAUUGUUCAUGCUCUUAUCUGAACGUGUUGUGAAUGAAAUAACUUUGUUUUACUUUUACCAAUGAUAAGUUGUGUCCUGUCUGUGUUGCUGGGUUGUAUAAGAGAGGCCAUUAUUGUUCUCUUGUCUAUUCAGGGAGAGCCACCAGCUUGCAGAAUGCAUGCAGUGAGUGUGCGCAGUGUGAAAGGAGUUUAUGAGACAGUUCUUGUUGUGGAACUGUCAGUGAAUAAUAAGACAAUUUGCUGACAGGCUUUUGCUUCUGCACUGACAACUAUGACUUCAAAUGCCAAAAUUGCAGGCCCAGAUUCUGCAGGUGAUAUGAUGACGCAAACUGAGAAAUGAUUUACGAGUACUUCUUUUUCGUAGUGUUUGUAAAUAUAUCUGGACAGACCAAAUGUCCUAAAGUGGCUAUCUAUUCUGUAUCUUUAUUGUCGGUUUUCGUAUUGGAAAAUUCUUACUUUUUUGGUAUCAGUUUUAUCACCGUCAGGUGCUGUUCAUAUGUGGCCAUCCGUAUAUUUUCCUAAAUGGUGUCUACUUUAAAACAAGUUUUUAUUUUGAGCCCAUGGGUCGACAUUGAUGUAAUCAGAACUUUUGCUGAUGUAUGUGUGACUGCAAACAUGACAACAGAGAAAUAAAGUGAUGACUUAUUUUCUAUUUUUGUAUAAAAACUUUACAUAUGAAUGAAUGAUUUUAUUUCCUCAAAGUCUUAAUAACAUCAUGGAGAAUUAAUUAUUGCUGAUGAGAUUCAUACCAAAGCAGAAGAACUUCAGUUGCUCAGACAUGCAAAUGAGAAUGCAACAGCUGAAGCCCUAAAAGCAUUUUAUUAACUACAUUUAUCUAACAGAAUAUUAUGCAUUUUACUACUGCUUCAGACCAUGAAGCUGAAUUUCAUCAGAAUGGGGGGGGGGGGGGGGGGCAGAAUUAUGUCUUAUUGGCUUGUUUAGGAACACAUUUACCAUUAUGUAACAAUUAUGAAAUCUAAAUGUUUCAUUUUAUUCAGAAGUUAGACUAGAAUUAGCAAAGAUAAUACUUGCUGCCACAACAAAGAUAAGACAAUUUUUCAAGACUUUCUUCUCUGUCAUUUUGAAAGAAAACAUUUGAAAAACCAAAUAUGGUUGAAGGAGUAAGAUGAAAGUUUCGGUUUACAGUUUCAACUUGUUUUUGGUAUCAGUGGCUUUAAAUUGUGUUGUGAAAAGGAUGAGCUGUCUUUUGCACAGUGCUGUCUUGGUCACAUGGUGGUUGUCCAAAGUGAGUAGAUUAGAUACAGACAUCCCCCAGUCUGCAUGUGCUCAGCUUUUGUUGAUCUAUCAAAGUCUUGGAUGCAUUGUAUGAAGUCGAUACUCGCUUCAUAUUCUUGUGCCAUUUCAGAAGAGCACAACAUCUGAUUUCAAAGAUAAAUGUUUUUAUUUGUAAAGUACAACAUCUGAUUGUUCUUUUGUAUCCAUCAGUAGCCUACCUACUGGUGGGUACUAUGCUCUUCGACAUCUUCUGUCAAAGCAGACUUUCCUCCAGUUUCUGGAAUUAUAUACUGUUGUUAGUCUGAAUGUGAAAGAUAGUCCUUGAACUCUCCUUGUGCUCCCUCCCACUGCUCUGUAUAAUUCAGGAACGGCUCUUUGUUUCUUGACUCAUACCUCAGCUUGUCAUGACACUUGACGACAUGUUUAUUCCUUUGUAUUUGUAACAUAGAAGAGUUUCAACAACAAAAAGUAUGCCUUAUUCUUUUUUUUUUUUUUUUCAUUUAAUUGUAAUGUGUAUUUUACCAACAAAGAUCUGUGAAAUUGUAAAAUAAUUGAUCAGCUUAUUUGAAAGUAUUUGUUUAUAUGGGGUUUAUUUUAAAUAUGUUUCACCCAUUAUUGGUCGUUUUAUUUUUCAAUGUUAUAUAUAAAGUGAAUUUGAUUAUGAUAUAUAUACAGUACCUUUCUUGUGUCAGAAUGAAGUUGUGACUAGAACUUUGUACUUUUAGAUAAAAUUAUUUUAAGAUUAUGGGGGGGGGGGGGGUUCUUUCUUUUUUUUUAGAGGGGGGAUGAGGGGGAAGGUAAUUUCCAUGUCAAGUUGGUUUUUUUUAACUACCAUGGCUGUUUUGCAUUCAGUUUCCUUGGUAAGACGAGAUGUUUUGAAAGUAAAAACGGAGGAUGUUCAUGUUCACAGACCUGAUGUCUGUGGAAGGCUCCACAUUGGCAUGAAAUCGGUUCACCUGCCUGUGUUCAGAGUGAUGACCUGUGAUGUUUGUGAUACACAGAGGCGACUAAAUUGUGUUAGGCACUGACUGUGUUCAUGAGUUAAUGCCUGAACUAGUUCCUUGCUCUACAUGAAAGGUGCGGUUUGUGAUACGGUUCUGUGUCUUUAUUGUGUUAUUGUCUCUUCACUUUUCCUUGAUAUCUGUGGUUUCCUGCUACCUGUUUCGUUAGUAAGUUGAUUUUGUCAUGUGAGUGUUUUAGUUCAGGAGUAUUUUGUCAUGUUAGUGUUUUAGUUCAGGGGAAGUUGACUGGACCAGGUGCAUUUCAUAUGCAUCUAUUCUUAUUGCACAUCUUGUAGGCUGCAACCAAAAAGACUAGACAGUUUUAUUGUAAAUGAAUUUCUGUGCAUCUUUCUUUGGGCUAAAAGUAAUAUUAGGUUUCAUAUUUGUAAACUACUCCAUUCAUUAAGCCUUACUUUGUUUUACCAGUAAGUAUACAUUCUCUUUCUUUUCAUUUGCUAUAUCUUGGAGUUAACAUGAAUGUAGCCCCUACUGUAAAUGGUCAUAUGAGUAGUGUCUCAGAGAGGCUCUAUCAUUAGAAUUAUUUUAUCUUUUUUUCUUAGUCCAUUUCAAUAUUUUUCACUCUAUCACCAAUUUGUCGUUCUGUUAUCAAAGGGCACUGAGAUGAUAAAAAUCAAGUCUCUUUCCUGUUAUGGCAAGGAACGCUUACUUACCUUUGUUUAUUACUUUCAGUAAAAUGUUGAAAACUUUCCAGUAUGACAACCCUAAAGCAGCACACUUUAGGUGUUGUACCAAAGUACUUGAGUUGUUCAUUUCCAAGCACCAAGCUUCAUGUGUUUAUUAUAAUCAGUUUUGCAACUUCAUUUAACAAGAACUUUUUAAAGAAUGUUUUUGCUUUUUUCAGUUUAAGUCUAUACUUUGUUCUUCUCUAUAGAUCUCAUCCUUCACGACAUUUGGAAAUUAUGGCUGUCGUUGAUCUGAGUUUUAUUUCCUUUUGAUCUGUCAGCUGUAAUUAUGCUAUUCUGUUUGAAGGUUAUUUGUUGACCAUGCAAUAUUCCGUUUCUGAAUUCAGAAUCUUUUUGACUGGUUCUGGCUUCAUAAUAUGUCUUUUCUGUCUUUUUUGUUGUAAAAAUAUUCUCGUUCACUCUGCAGCACAGACAAAUUUAUGUUUUUACAUUACUUAAUUUUAUCUUGAUCUCAAAGCACUGUUUUGAUCUUCUUUAGUUUCAGUAACUUAAUGAUAAACACAAUUGUUUUAAGCUGUCUAUUUAAGUUUUAUAUCCGCACUGUAGCUAAAAAGAAUAAGAUGGCUAAGAAAUCCUCAGAGUCACUUUCAUUUGUGCGAUAUUGCUCUGUCUUUGUACUCUGUUUAUUGAUUCGUUGUUGCUGUCUCUGCUUACUUCACCAUGACUUUCCCACCCCACCUUGCCAAAUCACCAGUUUGUUCCGAAUGAACUUUCUCUUGGGAUUUCACAGUUGAGUCAGAGGUUGAUUGGAAGGCGUGUUUGGUAGAUUCUACUUCUUUUGUUCCCUCUGUCAUUUCUGUUUGUCUGUCUUACUUUUUCCCUGUACUGUAUGACUGUUAUUGUACUGAUGUGCUUCUCUUUUCUCAAACAAAAUGUAACCAAGUUCAGUCAGCAGUUUGUAAGUUAUACAAAGUGUUAUUUUCGGCUCUUAGUUAGAACAAAAGUUAAAAUUCUUUCUUUGCUCACAUUUUAGGGGUUUGUCUGAAGGUCUUUUGUUUAAUCCAUUUUCCUAUAAAGCAUGCUAUAUCUUUUUUGAUAUAUAUAGAAUUGCUAGCCUUUGGUUAUAUUCUGUAAAGGCCUACUGAUUUUACAGCUGUCUCUUUCUUCCUAAACAGGUUUAAUAAGUUUAUAAAUCUGUCAUUGUUUCAGUAGUCGGUAAAGUCUGUCUCUUGGCUCCUGGAUUGUCUUGUCUCAUGAAGUUCUUAGGCGUCAUGUUUUCUGUCGUAAAGUUUUGGUGCUACAAAUAAUUUUCAAACUUGUCCUCGUAAGUCAGAUUGCAGUGUGACAUUUUAUUGUGUAUAUUUUGUCCAGGGAAAUCCUUUCUAUUGUCACAUUGUUAAUGUUAUGGAUUUUGAAAAAGUACUACCAAUGACAAAAACAAAUCAGUCAUGAUAAAAAUAUUAUCAAAUGUUUUACAUCCUCACUACUUCUUGAUUGAAGGUAGUAACACCUGCUACAGACAAAGCUAUUUGAAGCAGAAUGGAAUUUGUUGUUGCUCAAAUUUAGUAUGCUACAUUGCUUCUGCUUUCUUUUGCAAGCAGUCUAAACCAAAGCAAGAGAUGUCAUUUCUGAAAUGCCUAACGAAAAUUUUUGUAGAACCGAUAAGUUAUAUAUGCAAGUUAUUUUUAGUUUAAUUGUUUCAUUUGUCUGUUAAAAUGAACAAACUUUUGAAAGUGACUUAGCUGACUGUUUUCCCCACAACUGUUUAGACUUUUGUGACUGGUUCAUGACUUCUUUCACAUUUUCUUGCCAUGGAAAACUUGACUUUUGAACUUUUGUCUUCUUUGCAGGGUUUUCUGUACUUUAUAAUCUGUGUGUCUUUGGGUUGAAGGAAUCUACAAGGAAUGCUUUGUGUCUGUCAAAGUGUGUGUGUGUGCGUGUUAAUGUGUGUGUGUGGCGCGUGUUAAUGUGUGUGUGUGUGUGUGUGUAUGUAUGAAUUUUAUUCAGUAUCAGCGACACUCCUGUUCCCGUGGUGGGAGAAACCUUCCACGUGUGGGACAGUGGUGCUGUUGAGAAUCUCCCAAUGUUUGUUGACUAAUCCAUCACUUGAAACACCAGCAUCAGUAUUAGUCCAGUGCUGCCUUGCUCAUUGUUGGUGAUGGAUGUUGAAAGCAAUCUUGACGCUAAACAGAACGUGAAUGAGCGAACUAAAGAAAGGCUCAACUCGGGUGAAAGGUGUUGAUCACUUUGACACUUAUUUUGUAUAAUUAACAAUGGAAACUGUUAGCCCUACCUCAACUACACAUGAGAAAUAUAUGAAAAACUUUAACUGUCUCAUAUGCUUGCUAUGCUUUUGGUUUCUUUAGCUUUUCUGGGUGCUGACGUACAGAUUGUUAAUGUCAUUAGGUCUAUAUUGUAGUUACCUUUUUGUGAAGUGUCCAAAUGAAAAGUUUUAUCCACCCUGGAGCCAAAGAAACUUUUUCUAUUCCUUACCCAAGUGUUUGAUAUCUUAUCAUAGCAAAUUUUUAAAAUUCUCAUUUCCUCCCUAACCUUUGUCGUAAAUCGAGCUUUGGUAGAAAAACUGCUUUAAAUUGGUCUAUCUUCAGCUUAGUAAAAGAAAGGGGAGUAAAUGCCUACUGGAGCUAAAAGAUAUAACUCUUUAGAACAGUGGAAUGCUAGUAUCAAAUCUUGCAAUUUAUUGGGUAUUGCUGAAAUGUUCAUACUGGGAUGUCCAUAAUAUAUUUUUGAAACCACAGCAGUUGACUGGUUUGGGAUAGUUUGAGAUAUGUCAGUGUACUAGCUCACUAGGUCAGCAGUGGUGAAUUUUGAAUAUCUGUGGAUGGAACAAUGUGAUGGAGUAUUUGAUGUGAGGAGAAAAUGUUUUGUGUCCUCUGCUCAACAUCAACUCUGUUGGCCAAACACAUAAUGAAAUCUGAGAGCCUUUUUCAGUAUUUCAUAAAUGCCAGUAUUUGUCUUCUUCAACACAAUGCCCCAAACUUGCUGGUCUUGAUAAGAUAUGUUUCUCUCAAACAUAAGACUGGGUUGUAUUAAUUCUCUCAGGCAAAUUGGGUUAUUAUCUGAUUCACAUGAGGAUGUGGAAAUCCAGUCUGGCUGAGCUGACAGUUGAUUACUGCUUGGGAAAUGGACGAGACUAUUUUAUUGUCAAUAGACUUUUAAGCUGCUCAACUGUGUAUCUCAGAUGAUUUUGCAAAUUAGUUUUGGGUUGUUUUUUUUUUAAGUUUGUUAUUUUUCAGUUCUCUUCAAAGCAAUUAACAAAUUAUUUUAUUCAGACAUGAAAUACCAUCAAGCAACUUGAUCGUCAGGGUUUUUGUCUCAGAAUUGUAACAGUGGCAGUUAAUAAAAAGAUUUGUUUUUUUGAUUAAUCAUUUGUUUCAUAUUUCCAACAUUCUAUGCCCAGAGUCUAAACUUUAUUUUCCAGUACAAAAUGAUACCAUGUAAGUUUUUGACUAGUUGUCUUUUUUUUGUUUUUGUUUCCACAAGCCUGUUUUUCUUGAUUUUUAUGUAAACUUCUACGCACUAGUGAGGUGCUGUAAAAUGUUUGUAAAAAUGUUUACAUACCGUUGUCAUUUGAAAACCACAAAAAUAAUGUAGUUUACAAAUACAUGUCUCAGAUACUUUUUGAUUGUUUCAUUUUCAUUUUACAAAGAUUGAUUUACUUCACCAUCUUUGAUUAUCAAGGAAUGAUUACACAGCACUCUGUAAACGGUGUUAGAAAUUUAUUUGAUUAAAGAUCUCCAAUGUUCAAGCCACAUUUGAUUGAUAUACUACAGGCUUUUUAAAAACUUAUUUUGUUCUUUUAGACUUAUAUAUUCAAGUCUUUGUUGCAGUAAAUACUGUUGUAACCAGACAAAUCGAAUCUCUGUAUCCAUUUCAUUCUUAAGGAUAACUCAUUAUCAACUUAUUAGAAGAACCACAUGACAACACUGUCCAGGUCAUAAAGUUUCUCGUUUUCAUUUAUUUCUGUUUCGCUGUCUGUUUAUUUGCUUGGAAUCUGAAUAUAGCAUCUAAUUUCUAGAUAUUUCCGUGUUUGUUUCUUCACUUCUCAGCACAACUAAUUAUUGGCUAUGUCCUUAUGUCCUUUCCCCCAGAAUCAUUGUGAAUAUGUAGUAUAUGCUGCCCCUUUGAUGAUGUUUUACAAGGUAUAUUGGUGACGAUGCAUUGAUCUUGUUUACACUUUAUUCACCUAAAUAUUGGUUAUUGAAUAUGGGUUAUACGUGGUACGCAAUUGUGUGAAUGUAAUUUUUGUUUCCAAGCUGAAGUGCAUUGGGCAAAAGGCGAUUUAGUUUAGUGCUCAGGACUACCUGGUAUGUUCUCUUCAUUAUAUUCUUAUACAUUUAUUGGACUACCACAGCUAAAACGUUUAGACAAUUUGUUCUCUCCAAAUAAUAAUUAUAAAAUUGAUUAUAUGUAGUUGCUUUGCAAUAUACAAUAAACUUUAAACAAUGU
Molecule: messenger RNA, 19327 nt
Organism: Aplysia californica (California sea hare)
Lineage: Eukaryota; Metazoa; Mollusca; Gastropoda; Aplysiida; Aplysiidae
Product: zinc finger homeobox protein 4
Biological process (GO): regulation of transcription by RNA polymerase II
Cellular component (GO): nucleus
Molecular function (GO): DNA-binding transcription factor activity, RNA polymerase II-specific; zinc ion binding; RNA polymerase II cis-regulatory region sequence-specific DNA binding
Source: RefSeq, a predicted model, not a curated record